Cornus florida is the source of this 1112-nucleotide messenger RNA. RefSeq names its product NADH dehydrogenase [ubiquinone] iron-sulfur protein 7, mitochondrial. Gene Ontology annotation, molecular function: quinone binding; 4 iron, 4 sulfur cluster binding; NADH dehydrogenase (ubiquinone) activity. Gene Ontology annotation, biological process: mitochondrial respiratory chain complex I assembly; aerobic respiration; electron transport coupled proton transport. The transcript has 2 exons. The record is from RefSeq and is a predicted model, not a curated record. The coding region runs from base 99 to 728 and encodes 209 amino acids. NCBI's taxonomy places the organism in Eukaryota, Viridiplantae, Streptophyta, Magnoliopsida, Cornales, Cornaceae.
CACGACCCAAAUGAACCCGAAAAUAGAACCCGCUCGAUUCGUCACUCUAACAAAACCUGUAAACAACGCCUCUCUCUCUCUCUCUCUCCAACGAUUCCAUGGCUCUACUCGCUCGAAACGCGUACCGCCUGGGCCUAAUGGCGCCCCAAAGGGCCGCGACGAUCCACACCACACUCCCAUCGCUCUCUCAGCCAUCUCCACCGACGCCUUACUCCCGUCCGCCGCCUCCGUCAGCGACGUCGCCGCCGGGUCUCUCCAAGGCGGCGGAGUUCGUCAUCUCCAAGGUGGAUGAUCUGAUGAAUUGGGCACGCCGUGGGUCUAUCUGGCCUAUGACCUUCGGGCUGGCCUGCUGUGCCGUUGAGAUGAUGCACACCGGUGCCGCGCGCUACGAUUUGGAUCGCUUCGGUAUUAUCUUCAGGCCCAGCCCUAGGCAGUCCGACUGUAUGAUCGUUGCUGGCACUCUCACCAACAAGAUGGCCCCUGCUCUCCGCAAGGUCUAUGAUCAAAUGCCUGAACCCAGGUGGGUCGUCUCUAUGGGCAGCUGUGCAAAUGGUGGUGGAUACUAUCAUUACUCGUACUCUGUUGUUCGGGGUUGUGACAGGAUUGUCCCAGUUGACAUAUAUGUUCCUGGUUGUCCGCCCACGGCUGAGGCCCUGCUUUAUGGACUUCUCCAGCUGCAGAAGAAGAUCAACAGGCGCAAGGAUUUCCAUAUUUGGUGGACAAAAUGAGGGCAUUUCGCGUGUCCUCAAGCAGCUUUUGCUGCAUGCUUAUGGAACAAUAAGUCCAACUUUGGUUGCUUUUAUCUGGCUAAGUACCAUGUAGAGGGAGAGACUUAUUAAAACCUCUUUGUGAUUGGAGAUCACAAGAAGCCAUAUGCGGUGUGUUCUCUUUUGUGAAACGACUAUUUUGCACUUUGGUGCUCAGUAAGGAGCAGUCUCUGAUGUCUUCUUUUGAACUAUGCUUGCAUAAAACAUUGUAUUUUCCUGUAUUUUAUCCAACUUUCAGUAUCAGUCGGAGCUGAUUACGCUUUCUAUCUUGAAAUAAAAGUGCCCAAACAGGUGUGUAAUAUUUAGUUUAUUCAUUCAAAAUUAUGGUUUUUAUCUUUAAAUAAA